This is a messenger RNA of Colletotrichum lupini, 192 nucleotides long. RefSeq lists its product as uncharacterized. The record is from RefSeq and is a predicted model, not a curated record. Gene Ontology annotation, biological process: arachidonate secretion; phospholipid metabolic process. Lineage: Eukaryota; Fungi; Ascomycota; Sordariomycetes; Glomerellales; Glomerellaceae. The coding region runs from base 1 to 192 and encodes 63 amino acids. The transcript has 2 exons. Gene Ontology annotation, molecular function: A2-type glycerophospholipase activity.
AUGGAUGAAGCGGAAGGGCAAGACCACAUCUACUCGGGCAAGUAUUGCGGCAUGUUGUCAUCAACACUGGGCACACCAAUAGCAACAUUGGAUGACCCCAUGUUUGUCGGCGACGCAUGCCAUCACCAUCUGAAGCCAAUGUCACUGAUUUACGCCAAACUUUUUGAACAAAAAAAAAGACACCAAUCUUAA